GUACUGUGGGUGCAUUGACUGCACCUGCGGCGCACAAUUCACAGCAGCGGUUGCCAGUGACAAGUUGAGCUCCCAGUGCAAGCCAUGUCAGAAAUGAUACUCCUCACAACCACCCAGCAGCACGUGAUGGAGGAGUCCUCAGGCGCACCAAUCAAGGAAGGCUGUGAGGGUGACCGUCGGAGCCCUGGUUCCGAGGCACCGACACUAGACUGUUUUGGUGAAGACCGCUCUCCUCCACCAGCUCCCCCAGUUCAAGCUGCUACUACUCCCUCCCCAUCAUCUCAUGUCCAGCUCGUCCAGUCUACGCCUGAUUCUUUUCCAGAGUUAGUCUCUGCGACAACUCUUGGCCCUGUGACGCCUCCCGAGAGCCCGACUAAAGACGAGCUUGCCAGCGCACCCGACAUCAUCGAUUCCUCCACUCCUUCGCCUGCUUCCAGGGCACCCUUUGUGCGUGGGCACCGGCGUCGCUCCACCCACGUUAGUCGUCGCGACCUUGACCAAUUCAGAAAGGACGUUCUGGGCAUCGAACCGCCCACGGGUAUCCGACUCGAGGAGGAGGGUAACAUUCGCCGACGGGUCAACCCCUCCGUCGACCCUGAGUUCGAAGAUCUGAACCGUGCUUUCGAGUCCGCGAACAUGUCCUUGAACAGCAGCGGUGGCAUGACCAGCAAUAGUCCUGGGUCGAGCAUGUUUUCCAGCUAUGUCGAAAACAACGCGGGUCCACCCAAUAUACCCAACGUUCCUCGCCAGUCAAUGUCUCCCGCGAUGCCUCAUACUCCUGGCCAGGUCAACGGUGGUGGAAUGCCUGGGAUGAGCGCCGGGAUUCCCAUGAAUGCGGGACACCAGAUGGAUCUCCAUCAUCUAUAUGAUAUGGUGCUUGAACUGAGCGAUGUGCUGAAGAACAAUCGUGAGAUGACCAAAAACAUUGUCACGAGCGCGGAGGAGAUCAUGAGACGCUCUUCUUCAGAUGGUGCCAGUCCUAGCAUGCAGCAGGUGAACGGUGAAAUUACAGCCGCCCGCAUUGCCGACCUCGAGCGUGCGCUCGCGAAGGAAAAGCGUCUCGUGGAAGUCCUCAAGAACGAACAAGUGGAGAAUACCAAGUUGAUUGGCGAAUACGAGGCGGCCGUGGGAACUAUGGUUGAACAGAUCCGGAACUACUGUCAAAACAACAACAUGCAAUACCUCGCCCAGAAACGUCACUACAACAGCCUUCUCCAGGCAGAACGCGAUUCUCACCUGGAAAGCCGUUUGGACCGCGACCAUUGGCACGCGCAGACCAUGAAGUGCGCCGAGAUGAUCCGAACCGCCUACCGUCUCCGCUGCGAGGAAGAAGAGGUGCCUCUCCGUAUCGUCGCCGGCCUCCAGAACGAAGUGCGUGCGUACCGCCACGCGCUCGGCAUGGAACCCGAGAAGCCCGAGGAAGAAUACGGCUGGGAACUCUUGAAGAACGUGCCCGGUGGACUCGACUAAGCGAACGCAUUGGGCCGCGGUGCGCAGCAACAUGAGCUAUGACAAUGAUCUCUGUUGAUAAUUACUUUCCUCUGCAUGGGUCUGGCGUUUUUACCACGGCGACUUUUACCGGGUGCCGAUUUUCCUGGCGAAGAUACCCAUUUUCAUUUACUUUCUUUCUUUCUCACAUUUGGAGGUUCCAGGGCUUUGGCCGUUAGUGGACUCUCGAGGAGUCUGGAUUCCGACCCUCAGGAUAUUCGGAAAUGCCGGUCAUCAGCUGUAAAUCUUGGGGCUUAUCUGGAUACGGCGG
Aspergillus candidus is the source of this 1759-nucleotide messenger RNA. RefSeq lists its product as uncharacterized. The transcript has 4 exons. The coding region runs from base 85 to 1470 and encodes 461 amino acids. The record is from RefSeq and is a predicted model, not a curated record. Lineage: Eukaryota; Fungi; Ascomycota; Eurotiomycetes; Eurotiales; Aspergillaceae.